AAAUCCAGAUUCCAAAUUGUUUCCUAGAUACUGUCUGGACCUGAGCUGUGAAGUCUUUAUAUGUACACACAGGUAUUUUUAAAGCUGCAGUUUACUUUUUUUUCUUUCUUGCACGAACUUCACAUUGUAUUUGCAGGAUUGCGGUACUCCCAAGGAAAUGAAUAAGCAACCAGCCAACAGCCUGGGGGCAGCGGCUGCGCCGGGCUACCACAAUGGCCCGUGCGCACCCAGGACGAGCCCGGAGCAGGAGCUUCCAGCGGCCGCUGCCGCGCCGACGCCGCGUGUGCCCAGGUCCGCCUCCACGGGCGCCCAAACAUUCCAUUCCCCGGACGCGCGAGCCUGUGAGGCCGAGGGGCCGGGACUGGGGGCUUGCAAACUCGGUAGCUCGCGGGCGCCGGCGGCCUCGGCGGCUCUGCGGGACUUGAGCGAGGCGCAUGUCCCUCAGGCCGCCCCUCCUUCGGGGAGCUCCGGGCCCGGCAAUGCGCUGCAUUGUAAGAUUCCGGCCCUGCGUGGCCCGGAGGGGGAUGCGAACGUGAGUGUGGGGAAAAGCACCCUGGAGCGGAAUAAUACCCCAGCCGUGGGCUGGGUGAAUAUGAGCCAGAGCACCGUGGUGCUGGGCACCGAUGGAAUCACGUCUGUGCGCCCGGGCAGCGUGGCCACCGCUGCCACCCAGGAGGACGAGCAAGGGGAUGAGAAUAAGGCCCGAGGGAACUGGUCCAGCAAACUGGACUUCAUCCUGUCCAUGGUGGGGUAUGCAGUGGGGCUGGGCAAUGUCUGGAGGUUUCCCUACCUGGCCUUCCAGAACGGGGGAGGGAAUCCCCAAACCAGGGAGCAGGAAGGGGGCCGGAGGUGUGUCCUGGGGCCACCAAUGACAGGAAAGGGUGGGCACCCAGGAUCCGGGUUGGGUGGGAGGCCCAGUCAGGGAAGUUGGGAGAGCCAGAGUUGCCGGUGUUUUGCUCGCCGGAGAUCUGCAAAGUGCGGGGCUGGGCGCGUGGCCGGGUUCCCGGAGCUGCGCGCCCAGGAGGCGCGCGGAGGGCGAGGGAGACUUUCCGCACUGCGUCUUCGGCCCCGCAGCUCUCAGCGCGGAGUGGAGAGCUCGCCUCCUCCUUACAGGAGCAGAAGAGAAUUACGUAAACCACGUCUCUUUCGGAAACCCUGUCUGGAGAGGAUAGAGCAGGACCUCUCUUAUUACUCCCCUUGGCCGCCGCCGGGCCUUCCUCGGGUGCAGAGGCCCCGGCAGCAAAGGCCCUUCCGCGGGACAGGAAGUUGGGACAAGGGCGAGCAGGAAGGGCAGAUCAGCGUCCCCUAUGUUGAGCAUGUCUGGGCUCUGGCAUCUCUGGUCUCUGAGGUGGCUUUGACCCAUGCAACUGCGUUUCCGGGUCUAAAUCUUUUAAAAGCCCAGGGCUGUUCCCCAAGACCCUCCCCUAAAACCUCAAAGAAUCCCUGA
Molecule: messenger RNA, 1447 nt
Organism: Manis pentadactyla (Chinese pangolin)
Lineage: Eukaryota; Metazoa; Chordata; Mammalia; Pholidota; Manidae
Product: sodium- and chloride-dependent glycine transporter 2-like
Exons: 3
Coding region: 158-1447 (429 amino acids)
Biological process (GO): glycine import across plasma membrane; sodium ion transmembrane transport; synaptic transmission, glycinergic
Cellular component (GO): membrane
Molecular function (GO): glycine:sodium symporter activity
Source: RefSeq, a predicted model, not a curated record